This is a messenger RNA of Pipistrellus kuhlii (Kuhl's pipistrelle), 11495 nucleotides long. It is a transcript of the gene GRIN2B, whose product is annotated as glutamate ionotropic receptor NMDA type subunit 2B. Gene Ontology annotation, cellular component: plasma membrane; postsynaptic density membrane; postsynaptic membrane. The transcript is spliced from 13 exons. Gene Ontology annotation, biological process: long-term synaptic potentiation; excitatory postsynaptic potential; monoatomic ion transport. NCBI's taxonomy places the organism in Eukaryota, Metazoa, Chordata, Mammalia, Chiroptera, Vespertilionidae. Gene Ontology annotation, molecular function: transmitter-gated monoatomic ion channel activity involved in regulation of postsynaptic membrane potential; NMDA glutamate receptor activity. Bases 631 to 5085 code for a protein of 1484 amino acids. The record is from RefSeq and is a predicted model, not a curated record.
UAGACCGGUGCCAGCUGUUUUCAAUUCCUCUCGUGUGCACUCUGUGGGAAAUGCGGGGUUUCCAACCCCGUUUUCCUGAAAACGAAUUGAUAUCUUUUUCAGAAUGCAUUUUUCUCACCCUCUGGGAGAUACUGGAAUAAAACCCUCUAACAGCCUCUUUUUCCCCCUUAGGAAGGGGACGCUUUGGGAAUGACCAUGCUCCGAGGAGGGACAGAGCUGGCUCCCAGCUUCUCUACACACAGCCUCCUCCACUAACGCUCCAAAAAUCAAAAACCCGUAAUUGCCAGAGGAAUCAUUAAAAAAAAAAUAGUCCAGCCACCAACCUCACAUGCAAAGGGAAUAAUUACUCUGGAUUCUGCAUCGUGAGCUGCUCUCCAUCCACUGACUUACCUUUGAAUUCAGUCUUUUUUUUUUCCCCCCUUUGAAUUUGCAUCUCUUCAAGACACAAGAUUCAAACAAAAUUCACGAUAAAUUGGAUUUCAAAUUACCUUCCUUUCAUUUAUCCUUCAUCUUUCUUAUGUGGAUAUGCAAGCGAGAAGAGGAGCUUGGACAUUCCCAACAUGCUCACUCCCUUAAUCCGAUCGUCUAGAGGUUUGGCUUCUACAAACCAAGGGAGUCGACGAGUUGAAGAUGAAGCCCAGAGCAGAGUGCUGUUCUCCCAAGUUCUGGUUGGUGUUGGCUGUCCUGGCUGUGUCAGGCAGCAGAGCUCGUUCUCAGAAGAGCGCCCCCAGCAUUGGCAUCGCUGUCAUCCUUGUGGGCACUUCAGACGAGGUGGCCAUCAAGGAUGCCCACGAGAAAGAUGACUUCCAUCAUCUCUCUGUGGUGCCCCGUGUGGAGCUAGUAGCCAUGAAUGAGACCGAUCCAAAGAGCAUCAUCACCCGUAUCUGUGACCUCAUGUCGGACCGGAAGAUCCAGGGGGUGGUGUUUGCUGACGACACUGACCAGGAAGCCAUUGCCCAGAUCCUUGACUUCAUUUCAGCCCAGACUCUCACCCCCAUCCUGGGCAUCCACGGGGGAUCCUCUAUGAUCAUGGCAGACAAGGAUGAAUCCUCCAUGUUCUUCCAGUUUGGCCCAUCUAUUGAACAGCAAGCUUCCGUGAUGCUCAACAUCAUGGAGGAGUAUGACUGGUACAUCUUUUCUAUCGUCACCACCUACUUCCCUGGCUACCAGGACUUUGUGAAUAAGAUUCGCAGCACCAUUGAGAACAGCUUUGUGGGCUGGGAGCUAGAGGAAGUCCUCUUGCUGGACAUGUCCCUGGAUGAUGGAGAUUCAAAGAUUCAGAACCAGCUCAAGAAACUUCAAAGCCCCAUCAUUCUUCUUUAUUGUACUAAGGAAGAGGCUACCUACAUCUUCGAGGUGGCUAACUCAGUAGGGCUGACUGGCUGCGGCUACACGUGGAUUGUGCCUAGUCUGGUGGCAGGGGAUACAGACACAGUGCCCUCGGAGUUCCCCACUGGGCUCAUCUCUGUGUCCUAUGAUGAAUGGGACUACGGGCUCCCUGCCAGAGUGAGGGAUGGGAUUGCCAUAAUCACCACCGCUGCUUCUGACAUGCUGUCUGAGCACAGCUUCAUCCCGGAACCCAAGAGCAGUUGUUACAACACCCAUGAGAAGAGGAUCUACCAGUCCAACAUGUUGAAUAGGUAUCUGAUCAAUGUCACUUUUGAGGGGAGAAAUCUGUCCUUCAGUGAAGAUGGCUACCAGAUGCACCCGAAACUGGUGAUAAUCCUUCUGAACAAGGAGAGGAAGUGGGAGAGGGUGGGGAAGUGGAAAGACAAGUCCUUGCAGAUGAAGUACUACUUGUGGCCCCGAAUGUGUCCUGAGACAGAAGAGCAGGAAGAUGACCAUCUGAGCAUCGUAACACUGGAGGAGGCUCCGUUUGUUAUUGUCGAGAGUGUGGACCCUCUGAGUGGAACCUGCAUGAGAAACACAGUCCCCUGCCAAAAACGCAUCGUCUCUGAGAAUAAAACAGAUGAGGAGCCAGGUUACAUAAAAAAAUGCUGCAAGGGCUUCUGUAUUGACAUCCUUAAGAAAAUUUCCAAAUCUGUGAAGUUCACAUAUGACCUUUACCUGGUCACCAAUGGCAAACAUGGGAAGAAAAUCAAUGGAACCUGGAAUGGUAUGAUUGGAGAGGUGGUCAUGAAGAGGGCCUACAUGGCGGUGGGGUCACUCACCAUCAAUGAGGAACGAUCCGAGGUGGUCGACUUCUCUGUGCCCUUCAUAGAGACCGGCAUCAGUGUCAUGGUGUCACGCAGCAAUGGAACUGUCUCACCGUCUGCCUUCUUAGAGCCCUUCAGCGCUGACGUCUGGGUUAUGAUGUUUGUGAUGCUGCUCAUUGUCUCAGCUGUGGCUGUUUUUGUCUUUGAGUACUUCAGCCCUGUGGGUUAUAACAGGUGCCUCGCUGAUGGUAGAGAGCCAGGGGGCCCAUCUUUUACCAUCGGCAAAGCUAUUUGGUUACUGUGGGGCCUGGUGUUUAACAACUCCGUCCCGGUGCAGAACCCAAAGGGGACCACCUCCAAGAUCAUGGUGUCAGUUUGGGCCUUCUUCGCUGUCAUCUUCCUGGCCAGCUACACUGCCAACUUAGCUGCCUUCAUGAUCCAAGAGGAGUAUGUGGACCAGGUUUCCGGCCUGAGUGACAAAAAGUUCCAGAGACCUAAUGACUUCUCACCCCCUUUUCGCUUUGGAACGGUGCCCAAUGGCAGCACAGAGAGGAAUAUUCGCAAUAACUAUGCGGAAAUGCAUGCCUACAUGGGGAAGUUCAACCAGAGGGAUGUGGAUGAUGCGUUGCUCUCCCUGAAAACAGGGAAACUGGAUGCCUUCAUCUAUGAUGCAGCAGUGCUCAACUACAUGGCAGGCAGAGAUGAAGGCUGCAAGCUGGUGACCAUUGGCAGUGGGAAGGUCUUUGCUUCCACUGGGUAUGGCAUUGCCAUCCAAAAAGAUUCUGGGUGGAAACGCCAGGUGGACCUUGCUAUCCUGCAACUUUUUGGAGAUGGGGAGAUGGAGGAGCUGGAAGCUCUCUGGCUCACUGGCAUUUGCCACAAUGAGAAGAACGAAGUCAUGAGCAGCCAGUUGGACAUUGAUAACAUGGCAGGAGUCUUCUACAUGUUGGGGGCAGCCAUGGCUCUCAGCCUCAUCACCUUCAUCUGUGAACACCUUUUCUAUUGGCAGUUCCGGCACUGCUUUAUGGGCGUCUGUUCCGGCAAGCCUGGCAUGGUCUUCUCCAUCAGCAGAGGUAUCUACAGCUGCAUCCAUGGAGUGGCCAUUGAGGAGCGUCAAUCCGUGAUGAAUUCCCCCACCGCGACCAUGAACAACACCCACUCCAACAUCCUGCGCCUGCUCCGCACGGCCAAGAACAUGGCCAACCUGUCCGGGGUGAACGGCUCCCCGCAGAGCGCCCUGGAUUUCAUCCGCCGCGAGUCCUCCGUCUACGACAUCUCCGAGCACCGCCGCAGCUUCACACACUCGGACUGCAAGUCCUACAACAACCCGCCCUGCGAGGAGAACCUCUUCAGCGACUACAUCAGCGAGGUGGAGAGGACCUUCGGCAACCUGCAGCUCAAGGACAGCAACGUGUACCAGGACCACUACCACCACCACCACCGGCCCCACAGCAUCGGCAGCACCAGCUCCAUCGACGGCCUCUACGACUGCGACAACCCGCCCUUCUCCGCCCAGCCGCGCCCCAUCGGCAAGAAGCCCCUGGACAUCGGCCUCCCCUCUUCCUCCAAGCACGGCCAGCUCAGCGACCUGUACGGCAAGUUCUCCUUCAAGGGCGACCGCUACGGCGGCCACGACGACCUGAUCCGCUCCGACGUGUCCGACAUCUCCACGCACACGGUCACCUACGGCAACAUCGAGGGCAACGCGGCCAAGAGGCGCAAGCAGCAGUACAAGGACAGCCUCAAGAAGCGGCCCGCCUCGGCCAAGUCCCGCCGCGAGUUCGACGAGAUCGAGCUGGCCUACCGCCGCCGGCCGCCCCGCUCCCCAGACCACAAGCGCUACUUCAGGGACAAGGAAGGGCUGCGGGACUUCUACCUGGACCAGUUCCGCACCAAGGAGAACUCGCCCCACUGGGAGCACGUGGACCUGACGGACAUCUACAAGGAGCGCAGCGACUCGGUCAGCGGAGGAGGAGGAGGAGGAGGUGGGCCCUGCACCAACAGGUCCCACCUCAAACACGGGGCCGGGGACAAGCACGGCGUGGUGGGCGGGGUGCCGGCGCCCUGGGAGAAGAACCUGACCAACGUGGAGUGGGAGGACCGCUCCGGGGGCAACUUCUGCCGCAGCUGCCCCUCCAAGCUGCACAACUACUCCGCGUCGGUGGGAGGGCAGAACUCGGGGCGGCAGGCGUGCAUCCGCUGCGAGGCCUGCAAGAAGGCGGGCAACCUGUACGACAUCAGCGAGGACAACUCCCUGCAGGAGCUGGACCAGCCGGCGGCCCCGGUGGCCGUGACGUCCAACGCCUCCACCACCAAGUACCCCCAGAGCCCGACCAACUCCAAGGCCCAGAAGAAGAACCGGAACAAGCUCCGCCGGCAGCACUCCUACGACACCUUCGUGGAUCUGCAGAAGGAAGAAGCCGCCCUGGCCCCGCGCAGUGUGAGCCUGAAAGACAAGGGCCGGUUCGUGGAUGGGAGUCCCUACGCCCACAUGUUUGAGAUGCCAGCUGGCGAGAGCACCUUUGCCAACAACAAGUCCUCAGUGUCCAGUGCCGGACACCACCACAACAACCCCGGCGGCGGCUACAUGCUCAGCAAGUCGCUUUACCCUGACCGGGUCACGCAAAACCCUUUCAUCCCCACUUUUGGGGAUGACCAGUGCUUGCUCCAUGGCAGCAAAUCCUACUUCUUCAGGCAGCCCUCGGUGCCAGGGGCGCCAAAAGCCAGGCCAGACUUCCGUGCCCUUGUCACCACCAAGCCAGUGGUCUCGGCCCUUCAUGGGGCUGUGCCAGGCCGUUUCCAGAAAGACAUCUGUAUAGGGAACCAGUCCAACCCCUGUGUGCCUAACAACAAAAACCCCAGGGCUUUCAAUGGCUCCAGCAAUGGUCAUGUUUAUGAGAAACUUUCUAGUAUUGAGUCUGAUGUCUGAGUGAGGAAAGAGAGAGGUUAAGGUGGGUAUGGGAGGGUUGGGCUGUGGACCUGUGGUGGUGGAUAUGUCACGGAGGGCGACGGGGGUGAACUUGGUUCCCAUUUGCUCCUUUCUUAUUGUUUUAAUUUAUUUAUGGGAUCCUGGAGUUCUGACACUUUCGGAGGGCAACCCUGGUGACCAGCACCAUCUCGCCUCCCUUUCCAGUUCGCUCCUCUUUCCCCCAUCUGUCGGUCGUUCCUAUUCCCAAGAGAGGAUGCAGUGGGCUCGCUCAGCAUGGGAGGCCAAAAUGGAGAAAGGAAGUGGCUGCUCGUGAGCUUCCUGCUAGCAUGGAAGGACUCUGUCACCCACUUUGAGUGAAGCAAGGAGAAGCAAAAGGAGGCCAUGUGAGCACAGGAUAGCUCUUCCCAAACUGAGCUUUAUGUUUAGAUGAGGCAGCAAAAGCAUUCAAAUAAGACCAUUUAGCAUACUUGCCUGUAAAUGAAAAGAGGCUUUUGCUAAAUUCUUGUGGCUUUGAUGGCAUCUGUUUAGGAAUCAUGUACCAAGCAGAGGUGGGGAGGCCAUGUGUGUUGGUAUAUAAGCCAAAAUGUUUGCUUCAAUUCCAUGAGACUCAUUAGUGGUGAACAAAGGUCACUGGUGGAUAAUGGGAAGUACAUCAUUGCAAUCUUUCAUGGUGCCUUAAAGGCAAGGGAGGAUGGACUGCAUAUGCAUGUGUGUGCAAAUACAUUUGCACAUAUAUGAUCUGUACACACACAGAGUCAGGGGCCUAUAAAUGUAGAGAAGGCAACCAAGCCUCGUGUUUCUUUCAAUAUUCCUCAGCAGUGUGCUUGUUUUGGCUUAUAUACAAGCAGAGAUGGUCAUAUGUUAGCUGAAUGUUGGCUGUCUCAUCCCUUCACCGUUCCUGAAUGAAGAGAACAGGAGUUCUUUUCAGAGAAGAAUCUUUGGUCCAGACAAAAAGGUGGUAAACAAUCCUACAAGAGCAAGGUACAAAAGCGGUUUCUCCAGCUGCCAAUAUCUUCAACUGGUUUUGGCCAAGAACUUUCCAGGAAGGCUAAAGGGAAGUAGAAAUGGCCAUGAUCCUCUAGAGAGCAAAAGAUUCUAUAAAGCUCUCUUGAGCUUUAGACCCUCACCUGAUCUGGGUUUGGAGAGGAGCUAAGUAAGGCUUUGGGAAAUAGGGAGUAGUUCAUGGUAAGGUAAGUGAGAGAGGGGGAUGUUUUCAAUGCUUUGAUCCCUUCUUACUUAACCUGGAGCUAGGAGAUCAGGCUUGUUCCCUCAGAAUCCAUCACAACUGCUAGGUAACAGGUAAGAGGAAUGAGCUCACUCAUGAGUAUAGCUCAAGAGGUAUGGAGGGAAGGAAGAGAUUUGGAAGUGGUGAGGAGGGGGGCAUACCCCUUCUAACCAUUGGGUCUGGCUCCCUGAGAAUGUGACAUUGAGCCCAAUGUGAUCACUCUUGGUAGAAGCCCUUCCAUCUUCCUGCAACACCUUUCUCUCCCAGAGUAUACUAUCCAAGAAUAAAAUAUGUACAUGUAGAAAAACUCCAGGAUGGAAGGUACUGGCAGAUGUGAUGCCCCUUUCACUGAAAGUCAGAAACUUGAGAAGGGAAAUGAAUAUUUGUCACUGCUGGUCCUGAAACUCUGGGUCAGUUCCACUGUCCUGCCACCCUCCCUUUAUACAGGUGGCAGCCACAGAGCCCAGGUCUGUUUGGAAGCUUGACUGCAGGACCUCCAUGUUGCACACAGGACACACAAACCAGAAAGGUGCUCAUCCUCCUCUGGAAGGAAGCUGCCAUGUCUCUUCAAGUCACACCCUCCAGGGCUGCUCUUUGCCUUCUGUUUGCCCUGACUCACCACCCUUCCUCAUUCCUCAUCCUUGACUGCUAUCCCACCCUCCUCCUUGAUUUUUUUUUUUUACCUCAGUAUCUUCCAUUUUAAAGCCAACUGAAGGCCUUGUAAAGCUUUGUUUUCUUUCUAAAAUGAACCUGGGGACAAGGGGCUGAACCUCUCACAAGUGUGGAGAGAGGAGCACGGAGUGCUUUACUUUAGAUUCAAGGAAAGACUUUGAGAGAGAGGACAGAGGGUGUGAGAUGUCUUCAGGAGGAAGAAGGAGAAGGGCCAUAUAAACAUUGCUUCACCCUGACUCUGUCCAAGGUCAGGGGCUCCUCCCUCACUCUUCCUCUUACCUCACCCCAGUCAAAUAAAAAACCAAACCAACUAACCUAGCGAACAGCAAUCUAGAACAAAGGGGGCUCUGUUGGUCUCCACUGGUGACAGAAAUCAAGAUGGUGUUUAUUUCAUAUGUAAAUAUUUUGUUUUCUAAUUAAUUUUGUAUAGAUAAAGUGUUUUCUUGUGAGUAUUCAGGGUGUUGGGCUGGAGCGGGUAGGGAGGGGAUGGGAGUAAAGGGGGAAAGUGUUCUGCUAUGGGUUUUCAUUUUCCACUGGGGAGACUGUAUGGAUGGCUUUUGCUUCAGGGUGUCUGGAAAAAAGUGAAUGUGAGUGGAGGCCACUGUGGUGAGAAAGCCAGGGAGAGUCAUUUGUGUCCAUGCUUCCCCACCUCUCUGGUCUUAUUGGUCUGUGAGAAGCAUUCAUGCCCAUCGGCCUGGGCUUACUUAGCAUAGGGACCAGUUUGGCUCUAAGCAAACCCCAGGUCCAGCUCCUAACUUCUAGGUAGAUAUAGAUCAAGCUGGUGGCACCAUAUUUUCCCUGCCAGUAUUUAGGAUAGGGAAGAUUCUCAAGAGGACUUAAAGCAGAAUGGAGGUCAAGUUAAUCUGUCAUUUCCGGUGUAGCUGAGAGGUUUCAGGAAGUUCAGUCCUAAGGGCUUUCCCAGCAGCUCCCCCUGAUGUUUAACAACCAUCUCAGUCAUUAGACUCUUCUUUCCAAUACCUGGGCACCCACCCUCUCACUGUCCCCUCCCUUCCUCCAUGGAAAUCACACCUAGAAAAUCCCCACUAGAUCUGCUUUUGGAAACAUGGUAUCUGGUUACAGGGAGGUAGCACCAGAUGCCUGUCUUACAAAUUCACAUGGUUUUCUGAAAAGAUUACCAGAUAUGCUCAAAACUCAGUGGCCAUAUCAUUCUCUUAGGUUGCAGAAGUUGGUUUUAGAUGUAGUAGGGCACGUAUGUAAAGGAUGGUGCCAACAGUGAUUUUAUAUUUGUCUGCCCUCAUUUCUGCCAUCACGAGGGGGCUAUUUGCCUCAAGCCAGGUAUUCUUAACCUGACCUUGGGUUAGCCAGGCAAAUUGAAUUUCUUUCACUGGACCUCUGGCUUUGUGAAUGAUGACAGCUUCUCUAUGUUCACCACAGGGUGAAAUUUCCAAAUCCAUUUACCUGUGAUAUUACAUUAAUUAUUUUUUCCUUUCUUCUAUUAUCAAAUCUGUCAGCUGAGUCAUUUUAUUUACCUUAACCCCUUCUUUGGCCCCAGUUGAUCAUCUCUCUUCAACUGGAUAUUUGAAUUAGGACCAAAUAAGAUUUUCAUGGCCUGCUCAAGAAAGCAUAAAGAAAGGAUGGCUGAGCAUUGUUAGGUUCUAGGUAUUACUUCAUUCCAAAAUAACAAACCAGUAAAAUGCAUAAGGAUGAAUUCUGAAGUAAGCCUCAUCUAUUCCACAGAAGGACAGAGACCCAGGCUAUUCAAAACUGUGAGAUUCCACUGACACCAUUGGAGCAAUAGUUGUUCCAAUAUUCUUUGGAGUCCAUGCUUCCCAUCUUUGUAUUCUCUAUUAUUUCCUUCCACUGUGGAAGUGGGUUGGUGGAUAUGGUCCUAAAUCAAUCCUAUCAGAGGUCUGCUUAAAUCUCAGCAUUUCUACUGACCUCAAAUAAGCUGACCCUGGAAUUUUCCCGAGUCAAGAAUGUGCAUACCCUUCAGAGUGAUGCAUGUAUAGUGGGUCUUAUAAUUUCAAAGUAUUUCACUGUGUAUUUUCAGCCAGAAUGCAGGAAACAUUCUUGAUGUGGAUUCCCCUGUGCUGGCCACCCAUGUUGUGAUUGGGGGAGAAAAUCCCAAAUGAUUCCAUUAAAUGUUGGUGGUGUCAGUAGUGCCAAAAUGCAUGCAUAAUGUGAUAAAAAGAGAGUCAUCUAUAAUUAAGUGAAUGUCACCCACCCAGUCUCCCCUUGCAUCUAAAGUUGCCCAAAGGGAAACUCUCUGCAUGAGAGGUGAAAAAAUGUGUAACCAAUACUGCAGUAUUCUGGUCACCUGUGCCUCUCAUUUAAGAACUAGAGUUUCUUUGGGGUUUUGUUUGUUGUUUGCUUGUUUGGUUAGUUAGUUCAAGAUUUAUGGACAGAAUAACCAGAUGGCUUGGGCAAUAGCCUUUGGAGAAAGCUAUUCUAAAACAACUUUAUUCUUUUAAUCCCAAACUCUCUAUAAAAAUCCUAGUCAUUGCUUAACACCUGUAUGUGUCUGUUUGCUGUGUUAGGAAUGAUUUAGAUGUGUGCAUAAAUAAUGCAGCCGCAGUGCUAUUGAUGAAUGCAUUAGGUGUUUCCAGGUAUUGUGGCCAUAAAUUAUGUGUGUUCUGAGCCCAAAGCCAUAUAAGAAAUGUGUGCUCAGUAGACUGCCAAAUACUUUGGUAGAGAUUUGCUUCCUUCGCUUGAGUGUCAAAAACUAUCCUUCCUGUCUAAGGAACUCUAUAUGGAUGAGAAGCAGUUAAGAGUAGAUAGUUAUACUGGAAUGUGUCUGGCCUUACAAAAGGUAUUUGAUCCAUAGUGUGAUUUUAGAGGUCCUGAGAAGACCUUCGCUUUUCAUUCCCCAUUCUUCUCCAAAUACUGGCUUUCCACACAGAUUUACUCCUUUAGCACUGAGCUGCUCAUCUGUCAUUUAAAUGAAACCAGGAAGGGUGAUAUAUUAAGCCAUAUUAGGGAUUUAUACACUGUAAUACCUAGUGUACAUUAGGUUUCUCAUUUAUUUUCCUGGGAAUAAAUUAAUGGUAUAGGAGAAGACAGAGAGAGAAAAGAACAGUGAGAGUAAUAGAGUAGGGAGUAAAGACAUAGGUUCUAGAGUAAACGGACAUUUAAACCCUCCCAUCCUCCAUCUGUGUUUACUUAAGGUUCAUGUGACAUGGGAUUAGGACUCCUAGUUAGGAAUUAUUUUCAAUAAGCAGUUACAUGAAUAUGUAGUUUAUGAAUUUAUAAAUUCAGUACAUUGUAGGGUGGGUUAAGGACUAUGACUUUUUCAACACAAAAUGAAAUACUAAUGCUUCUCCUCCAUUACAGGAGUGAGCAGCUAGAAAAAUCAAUUGAAUUAAUGUUAUGAUAAUAAAAAGUUAUUGUAAUUAUAUGUUCUUUGUUCCAAUUCAAUUAAUCUUCCAAUUUUGCUGAGUUGUUCUGUAUCUUCUACUUUCCAACCUCCAAAGAGGGUGCCCAAUGAUCCCAACACACACUUAACUGUCUGUUAAGGAGCUAUUGGACUACCAUGUGCUACUUAACCAGUGGGCAAUUAUUUUUAGAACUACCAGAUAUUUGGGGCAUCACUAAAAUAUAUAGUUGUCAUUCUGAGAACUUCUACUGACCUAGAUGGAAGAUUCCAUUCUGAUUUUGGGGAUUCCAGUAUUACAUAUAAUCACAUGAUAACAGAAUACAUCCCAUCGCCAUCUCUUUCCAGCCAUGACUCAAUCAUGCCUUAUGGGUUCUGUGACUUCAAUAUAUAGACCUAUCUAUUCUCAUCGCCAAUAACCCCAUCAAAAAAACCUUCAAGUCACUACUAUUCCCAUGCCUUGGAAAAGUAGGUUAGUGAAGUUUGGGGCCUCUCAUUUACAAUAUUGAAGCAAGGAAAACGAAUUUUGCCCAAAGAGUGAUGGGUUAGGAUAGCAGUGCUGGAAUAAGUGAGGAAAGUUAGAAAUCAUUAACCCUUCUCUGCCAGUGUGGCCAUUUGCAUCCAUUUCAGAAUCAUCACACAGAGUUUCUGGCACUGUUCCAUACAUCUAAACAUAAUUGCUGGUAUAAGUCGGAGGUGAGGAUUCCUGAAGAGAACUGAAAGGGGAAAGCAGAGUAGAAUUUCCCAUAGCCUUGAGACUGGGGGAUGGAACCUGUAUUUUGGCAAAGGUAAAAUAAGUGGAAUUCAGUCUAAGAGUUAGGGUACAAUUAAAAGCACAACACUAAGCCCACUAUAAAACUGUUACUUUAAAUAUUUAGUCUCCACAUUUUAAAUCUGAAUUUUCUUUAAUUUAUAAUUUUUUUAGCAUUAUACUUUAGGGAGUGAAGCAGAUUCCUAACUAUGUAGGGAAAAAAUAAAAAUUCUUUAACAUAGUUAAAUAUGUUAGUUAAAUUAAACCAAUGUUUAUUAAGUAUAUACUAUGUCCUGGGCUGGUGCUGUGAAGAAUAGCAAAGAUUUUAAAAUAACAUAUGUUUAUAUAAUAUAUGAACACAAAAAUAUAAAAUAUUUAAAUGUAUGUAGUAUGUAUGUAUAAAUAGCUGUGAAUAAAUUAGUAUAUUUAUC